CUCAAGCGCCUUGCACAGAAUUUAACAGAGCUUCGUCUUCCUCGGCUACCAACCCUUCUUUCUACGAUUCAAGCACGAUGAUGAUGCAGAUCAACUCAACGGUGCCAGCCCAAAACCUUCACAUGUUUCAGGCCAGACGCGCCAGCUUCAAGUGCCAUGCCUCUCCGCUCAACCCCGCUGUGAUGGCCGCGCCCUCCUCCACUGACUCUCUGAAAGUGGUGACAUCUGAGUCAACUAGGCUCCACCUCGCCAACCUCGACAAGCUCCUCCAGACGAAGCAACUACCAUCCCCACCGCAACCAUUACCGCAGCAACCUACUGAGGAUAAGAAACAACCCAACAAUGAAAAGAAGGCAAAGACCGUACUGGAAGGACUGAACUUGGCGAAGAUGUGGCCGGAAAUGAAAGCCACCGAGGAAAUGUCGCCCCGACAUCUCAACCGCUUGCAGCGCUUGCUGUCCAUGACCCAGGAACGUUCCCCGAGGAACGUUCUGGGCAGAAGGUGGAGGGAAUAUCAUGGCUGCGACGAUUGGAAGGGUAUGUUGGAUCCGCUUGAUGAGAAUCUCCGGCGAGAGGUGGUCAGGUACGGUGAGUUCGUUCAAGCUGCUUAUCAUUCCUUUCACUCCAAUCCGGCCAUGUCAGCGGAGGAGCCACCGGCGCCCCGUCACGUAAUCCUUCCCGAUAGGUCGUAUCGAGUGACGAAGAGCCUCUACGCCACAUCCUCAGUCGGGUUGCCCAAAUGGAUAGACGAUGUCGCUCCGGAUCUCGGGUGGAUGACCCAGAGAUCAAGCUGGAUCGGGUACGUUGCCGUUUGCGAUGACCGUAGAGAGAUCGCGAGGAUGGGACGGAGAGACAUCGUAAUCUCUCUAAGAGGCACAGCAACGUGUCUUGAAUGGGCGGAGAACAUGAGGGCCCAGUUGAGCGACAUGGACGACUCGCCAUCACAAGACGAAGAUAAGGCCAAGGUAGAGUGCGGGUUCCAGAGCCUGUACAAAACCAGAGGGACCCACGUACCCAGCUUAGCAGAGUCGGUGAAGGCAGAAAUAAAGAGACUCAUGGAAACAUACGAAGGAGAGGAACUAAGCAUUACAGUGACGGGACACAGCCUAGGGGCUGCCUUAGCCUUGUUGGUUGCCGAUGACAUAAGCACCAUUGACGACGAGGUGCCACCAGUGGCUGUAUUCUCAUUUGGAGGGCCCAGGGUGGGGAACAAGGAGUUUGGGAAUCAGAUUACAGGAAAAAACGUGAAAGUUCUGAGAAUAGUGAAUUCGCAGGAUGUGAUAACGAGGAUUCCGGGGAUGUUUGUGAGUGAAGAGACGGAGCAGAAACUGAGAAGCUCCAAGGUAGGUGGGGUACUGGAUAUGUUGGAGAAGAACACACCAUUGGGAUAUACACACGUAGGAUCGGAGCUACGUGUGGACACGAAGAUGUCACCUUAUCUGAGACCAGAUGCUGACAUGGCGUGUUGUCAUGACCUGGAAGCUUACCUGCAUCUGGUGGAUGGCUUCAUGGCAUCUAACUGUCCAUUUAGGAGUAAUGCCAAGAGGAGCCUGGUGAGGUUAUUAAAAGAUCAAGGCUCCAAUAUUAAAAAGUUGUAUAUUAGCAAAGCAAAAGCCAUGACUGUCAAUAUUGAAAGACAGACAUCAUUCUCUAUGUCUAAUUGUUUACCCAGUCCUUCUUAAAUGUGAAUAUCAUCAAAACUUUUUGCA
This is a messenger RNA of Neltuma alba, 1709 nucleotides long. Its product is annotated as phospholipase A1-Ibeta2, chloroplastic-like. Lineage: Eukaryota; Viridiplantae; Streptophyta; Magnoliopsida; Fabales; Fabaceae. The transcript has a single exon. Bases 78 to 1682 code for a protein of 534 amino acids. Gene Ontology annotation, biological process: lipid metabolic process. The record is from RefSeq and is a predicted model, not a curated record. Gene Ontology annotation, molecular function: glycerophospholipase activity.